Messenger RNA from Aureobasidium uvarum, 720 nucleotides. Lineage: Eukaryota; Fungi; Ascomycota; Dothideomycetes; Dothideales; Saccotheciaceae. The record is from the annotation of a GenBank genome assembly.
AUGUCAGACGAAUUACCGAUCCAAGGAACCAAUACAGAUACUUCCUCGCUCCUGGAACAACUCCCACCGGAGUUGCGAUACAUGAUCUUUACCCACCUGUUGACAGAUCCGGCCGAGCAGAAAUUGCAACACUCCCUCACGCUGGUUUGCAAACAGACACAAGCCGAGUUUGCGCACACAAUCGCGCGUGUCCUUGGGCCAAAGGCUCAGCUGCACAUGCGAAUCACCAACAGCUCUGCCUUGUUCUCGUUGUUCUACGACUAUCCUCGUGCCAACCAAGUGAGGGGACACCACGACAUCCCCACAGGCAGUGACGCCGGCUUGAUUCGAUUUUAUACAUGGGACACCUUUAAGGCAUCUAGUACCGGCAAAGAAAUACUAUCCUUCACUCGACAUGUCCGAGUAUGGUUGCCUUACUUGCAGUGGACCUAUGACAUCGUUUUUCAACCAGGCUCUACACCCAAGAUAGAUUCGACGAAUAAUGGCACCGUCGGUGAUGCCAGAACGAAUGUGGCGCCAGAAGACGCAAGAGCAAUGCUUGAGGCCACAGCUGAAAAGUGGCGAUCCAAUGAUGCAGCCACUUCUGCUGCAUGGGCUGAUGCCUUCGCCAAGGACUUGAGGAAGGAAUGGAGAGCUCUGCGUGAUGAAGCAAAGAAGGAAAUGUCGCGUGUCGAAGCCGUGCGGAUAAAAGCUGUGAUGAGUGGAAAGAUACCUCCGUAA